CCAAGUUAGUGCCAUCUUGGACUGCAUCAAUGCGGGAGGUAUUGGCGGAGCUCCUCGUGGGGCCGGAUUAGUGCGGGCAGUGCCGCUGGGCUCGCCUCCCUCCCCCCACCUUAGUUGCCUGAGCCCAUACACUUUGGGUUCAGAUGCAGGUUGAGAUGGGGGAGCCCAGUUUACAGCCGAGCCGGCCAGGGACUCUCGGCCCCUUUGAUGCAGGAGCUGCAGACCCGGCAGCCGCCCAAACCGAAGCUCUUUGGGCUACAUUACUGUGGAGGAGCGUGGCCUGUAGAAAUAGUUAGCAUUCUCUGGCCUCCUAGAACCUUCGGAAUUGACCGCGGGGUCUUCUGGUCGGUCGGGGGUUUGAGAAGGGCGCCAGUGAAAAAGAGAGUGUCUUGGAGAAGCCGGACAGAAUGGGAGGGCCUGGAGCCCACGUGCUCUAAUGGGUUUGGAAUUGGUCAGAAGAACCAGGGGAGUCAGAGAUUUCCACUAUCUGAAGUUCUGUCUCUUGGGGGGGCGGGGAGGGGGCAGGGUUGACCUUGUUCAGCUGGGCCCCAGAGAGCUGAAAGGGGGGCGGGGAAGAGGAUGGGCAAAGAAUUAAAACAGGAGGCCAGAGGAAAGUCUUCCUCCGAGAGGUGACCUCCAGUGUAAUGGGCUGACUUCUUGCAGCUUCUUCCUUGCAGCCUGGAAAGUGACUAGAUUUCAAGUGAGCCCUUUCAGUUCUCAUGGCUUCUUGUGUCCAUACCUCCAUCGGUGAUUCAGACAGACGCACAACCAAGAUGUAUAAGUUGGUGGUGAUGGGCACCUGUUCUGUGGGCAAGACUGCACUGAUCGCGCAGUUUAGUAGGAAUCAUUUUGUGACGGAGUAUGACCCCACGACCCAAGAUUUCUAUAGUAAGGAUACAAUGGUGGACGAAGAGCAGUGUCAGCUGGACAUCAUGGAUACCACAGGCAAUGGAGCAUUUUAUUAUCUGAGGAACCAUUCCGUGCUCUGGGGAGAGGGCUUCCUCUUGGUCUAUGCAGUGAAUGACCUCUACUCUUUUGAAAAGAUGAAUUUCUUCUGGGACAGUCUGCAGUGGCUCAAGGGCACCGACCGCGUACCCGUGAUGUUGGUGGCCAACAAAGUAGACGUGACCGACAGGCUGGUGGACCCCACACGGGGCCAGGAGAUGGCCAGGCGCUUCGGGUUCUCUUAUGUGGAGACCUCAGCCAAGACUGGACAAGGUGUGGAGCAAGCCUUCCAUGAGCUGGUUCGAGAAAUUCGGAGGAAGCGAGCUGAGGAGUAACUCAAGAUUCUCCCUAAUACUAAGCAGAGGGAGGCCUGUGGGUGCAAAUGUUGCACCAUCCAGUGAGCAGGUACACCCUUAC
This is a messenger RNA of Antechinus flavipes (yellow-footed antechinus), 1362 nucleotides long. Its product is annotated as ras-like protein. Gene Ontology annotation, biological process: Ras protein signal transduction. The transcript has a single exon. Gene Ontology annotation, cellular component: plasma membrane. The record is from RefSeq and is a predicted model, not a curated record. NCBI's taxonomy places the organism in Eukaryota, Metazoa, Chordata, Mammalia, Dasyuromorphia, Dasyuridae. Gene Ontology annotation, molecular function: GTPase activity; GTP binding; GDP binding. Bases 720 to 1280 code for a protein of 186 amino acids.